UGUUUUCUCUUACAGUAUAAUGAGGUAUUGGGAAAGGGAGCAUUCAAGACUGUCUACAAGGCAUUUGAUCUACUUGAGGGCAUUGAAGUUGCAUGGAGUCGAGUGAAAAUUGAGGACGUGCAGUCAUCAGAAAGUUUGGAAAAAUUGUAUUCAGAGAUUGAUCUUCUAAGACAAUUGAAACAUGAAAAUGUAAUGAAGUUAUACGAUUCGUGGAUCGAUCACAAGAAGAAGACAGUUAACAUGAUCACUGAGCUCUUCACGUCUGGGAACCUGAGGCAAUACCGUAACAAGUAUAAAAGUGUUGAUAUGAAGGCUAUAAAGAAUUGGGCAAGGCAGGUUCUUCAAGGUUUGGAGUAUCUCCAUAGUCAGAAUCCACCUAUCAUUCAUCGAGACUUGAAAUGUGAUAAUAUAUUUGUCAAUGGAAAUCAUGGGGAAAUCAAGAUUGGUGAUCUUGGAUUGGCAACUAUUAUGAAGCAGCCAACUGCUAAGAGUGUUAUUGGGACCCCUGAAUUCAUGGCCCCGGAGCUCUACGAAGAAGAGUAUAAUGAACUAAUAGAUAUAUAUUCCUUCGGAAUGUGUAUGUUGGAAAUGGUAACUUUUGAAUACCCUUACAGCGAGUGCAAGAAUUCUGCCCAAAUUUAUAAGAAAGUUAGCUCAGGCAUUAAACCUGCUUCCCUCUGUAAAGUUACCGAUGCUGAAGUCAAAGCAUUCAUUGAAAAAUGCUUGGUUGCAGCAUCUGAGAGAUUGUCAGCUAGGGACCUCCUGAAAGAUCCGUUUCUUCAAUUUGAAAACUUGGAGGAGUCAGUCGAUAAUCAAAUUCAGUUACCUAAGCAAAGUCCUACAUCCUUGAGUUUAUUGAAACCUUUACCUCAUCCCAUGGAUGUGGAUUUCGAGUCUAACCAAUCUAUAUAUACAGAUUCUAGUUGUGGAAGUCCUAGUGUUCCAGGUUUGGAAUUCCAGAGAUGUCAUCAGAAUAAUGAAUUCAAAUUAAUGGGGAAGAAGAAUGAUGCCAACUCAAUUUCGUUGACCUUGCGAAUCAGAGAUCCUGCUGGUAGUGUUAGAAAUAUACAUUUCAUUUUCUAUCUUGAAACUGACACUGCACCGUUAGUUGCGGCUGAGAUGGUUGAACACUUGCAGCUAGCUGAUCAUGAUGUAGCUUUUAUUGCUGACUUUAUUGAUCACCUAGUAAUGAAGAUAUUUCCUGCUUGGAAUCCGUCUUCUGGUGACCAUUCUAGUGGAGGGAGAAAUCCAAGCAAACAACCUCAAGAAAGCUUAAACAUGUCUUCAAAUUCAUGGCAUACAGACGUGAGUGGUUGCUUGUCCAAGUCCAUAGGUCACCAAGGUGUUAUUUCUGACUUUAACGUGGAAACUCAAGUUGGUGCUCGAAGUGAUAAAGGUGAAUUGUAUGUGAAUUCAGAUGACGCUUCUCAUCAUGUUACAUUUGCUUCCCCAUCGCGCUUGACGCUUGUGGAUGAUGGAAAAUCUCAACAAUCAGUUGUUUCUAGAGUAAUGGCUGAAGAUGCUAAUGUAUGCUCUGAUGAUCAUAUUAAUGAUGGAUUUCCUAGAAGUUGUAGUACAAACAUCUCGGAGAUGGAUUUUAGGUACUUGUUUCACGAUGAAUGGACAACACAGGAAAACAACAGUGAUGUUGCAGAACGCGUACCAUCAAAUGAAUAUGGAAAGGAUUCAGAAAUGACUUAUUCAGAUAUCGACAAAAUGUCAAGUGGUUCUUUCUCUUCUAUAAUCGAGAAAAAUGAGGAUACAGAGCUAAAGUUGGAGAUGAAAGCAAUUGAUUUGCAAUAUCAGCAGUGGUUUCAGGAACUCUCGACGAUGAAGGAGGAGGAAAUGGAAAACUGCAGGAAGAGAUGGAAGACUAAAAAAGUUGGCAAGCAACUGAUCAAGACUGGAUGCAUUGCCAACUUUCUUCAAAUAUCUGAGUUUGUCUUAUAGAUUAAUGAUUCCGAUGAAGGCUAGUAUUCGUUUUUCUUCUUUUCCUACGCUUAAAUCUAUAUAACUUCCAUCCUUGAAGGAUCUUGUGGUCUCAUUCUAAUAGACCUAAGAGGGAUCACUUUAUACGCGGAUAUUUUGGUAGGUGGAGAUCAUACUAUAUAACUGUGUACAUUGUUG
This is a messenger RNA of Solanum verrucosum, 2127 nucleotides long. Its product is annotated as probable serine/threonine-protein kinase WNK6. The record is from RefSeq and is a predicted model, not a curated record. Gene Ontology annotation, molecular function: ATP binding; protein serine/threonine kinase activity. Gene Ontology annotation, cellular component: cytoplasm. Lineage: Eukaryota; Viridiplantae; Streptophyta; Magnoliopsida; Solanales; Solanaceae. The coding region runs from base 193 to 1950 and encodes 585 amino acids. Gene Ontology annotation, biological process: intracellular signal transduction; protein phosphorylation. The transcript is spliced from 6 exons.